GUCGAUGGAGCCGUGAGCUCGGUACCUCGAAGCCGCUACUCCUCGCACGUCGCCCCCGCUCUCAGCUGUUAUCUGAGGAGAAAUGGCCGCUGCCCUGUCCCGUGCCCUCAAACUGCCCGGGAAAAAGGGCUCGGAGCUCGGGGAGUAUGAUCCACUCACCCAGGCGGACAGCGAGGACGAGAGUGAAGAGGACGACCUCGUGCUCAACUACCCCCGAAAUGGCCUUGGCAGGGACGGCGGCGUGGGCGGGGGCUCCUCCAAGACCCGGGGCAGCAGGUCCGGGAGACUGGUGAGGGUCGAGGUGGAGGCGCAGGACGAGGAGGAGGAUGAGUGGAGGGAGCGGCUCCCCGGAAAAUCCAGGAAGAGCAGGAAUGACACCAAGGGCGCGCAGCACUGGAGCCACAUGGACCCGGACAGGGGGGGCAUCGGGGAGGACAGAGGGGGCCACAGGCCGCUCGGGGGCGGUGGAUUAGGCGUCCACAGUGCCGAUGCGGAAGAGAAGAGGAUGAGGAUGAGGCACGCUGUUCGGAGCGCGUUCUUCCUGGUGCCCCUGCUCUGUGCCACGCUGCUCGUGCUGCUGUGCGCUUUCCUGAUUCCUUGCCAAAAGGGAGAACUGGAAAAGAAACUGCAGUGGGAGAGAGCUUUAGGAGACGCAGGAGGUGUCACUCCACCCGCGUUGGCCUUGUGGGAUCUGGACGGAGACUCGGUGGAGGAUGUGAUUCUGGGUGUUACUGCGUGGAGCAAUGACACCCGGACUGUGCAAGGGAACAAAAUCUACAGCGCGGUGGCGGUGUCCGCCGUCAGCGGCCAGGAGCUGUGGAGGAAAGUGAUGAGCGAGUCCGUCAUGUCCGUCCAGUGUGGCCUGCAGUACAGCGCCGCGCCGUCGCCCGUUUGCCUGCUCAUCGGCAAAUCCAUCAUCAUGGCCGUCAACGGCACGACAGGGAAGAAGCUGUGGCAUGUCCCGCUGAAGAACAUUGAAUCUCAGGCAGUGUUGCUUCCAGACCUUCAGGAAGACUCGGUCCCGGACCUGCUUGUAGCCACGCUGCCUGCAGACGAGUCUUUAGAUCUCUCCCUGACUUUGAUUUCUGGACUGACGGGGGCGAUUCUGGGACACCCGGUGCCUUUCAACCUCAGCGGACAAGGAAAGCUGAUCGGUCCUAUGCUGCAUGAGACGCAUCAGGGAGCGUACUACAUCGUCUUUGGACUCGGGAAUGUGGAGGCCAUCUCUCUGCGAGACGUCUACUCUCGCGCCACGGGCAAAAUGCCCAUCGCUCAGGCGCUCAGAAGGAGGGAUCCGGGCUGGGAGGGACUGAAGAAAAACAAUUCCUCUCCCUUCGUACACAUCUACAGAGGGUCUGACGGUGUGGACUUCCUGCUCCCCCUUGUGGCUGGUUUUGGAAACAACCGCAACAGCCUGGACACAGCCUCCAACCUGAACUCCACCAGGAGCGACUGGGUGCUGGUGUCCGGCUCCAGCAAGCUGUCUGUCCUCAGACAGAGGGACCGCCGAAAAGGGUGGACCUUCAACUUAGGUCCAGUUCACAUUCAGCCAGCGCCGGGUCAUUUCAACGAAGACGGGAUCCUUGAUGUUUUCAGUCAGUCUUCAGAAAAUUAUGUCAUGAAGGCUCAGAUCGUAGACGGUGCGAACGGGCAGCUCCUCUGGUCGGCUGAGUUCGUGUGUCCUCGUCUCGUCUUGGAAACAUCCACAAUCUCCACCUCGACCGGCCAAUCGGCUUUCCUGUUCUGGGCCAGCGAACCAAUCAGAGCGCGGAGCAACGCUACCAAGACAACAAUGGCACCAGGUGUUGCAGCAGCACAGCCGCUCAUCAGAAAACUGUUCCUGCUGCAUCCUGUGUAUCCCACAAUCCUGCUGGAGCUCAGCAGCACCACAGACACGGCCGUCACGUCUGCAGUGAGUUACCUGGAGCACCUGAAGGACGCCACCUACAUCACCGUGUCGUCGCGGCCCACGCCCGAUUCGGAGCCCGGAGCCCGGAUAGUGAAGAGCAUGAGCCUCAGAGCCGCCAUCGCCAGCGGGCAGAUCGUCAGGCUCGGAGAAAGCGGCAAGGCGGGGUCACCGCUGAAACCCAGCGUGUUUGAGAUCAACAAGUUCUUCAGGCGUCUGUCCUUCAAACGCCAGUGACGAGCUGCCGACGUCGCUGUCGCCAGUAAACUGGUGUCAGGAUGAAAAGGGUGAAGGCUGCAGACACCUCUGCUCACUAGAAUCACUGCAAAUCAUUUCAAGCUGUUUACAUGCGGAUACAUUGUUUGAGUUUUAUCUGUGUUCACUGAGAAAGAGACUUAUGUGUGUGUAACCAAUGUAUUGCUUUUGUUUACAUUUGUACAAUUAAGGUACUUAUUUAAAUUAUUUAUUUAGCACCUAGGCAUUACAAUAUUUAAUUUAACUUUUAUAGUUGUUCGGACGCAGUGGCCGAGAUGUAACUUAACAUUAUAGUUCUGCACAGUAACAGUGAUGGAGAAACAUGUCAGUGCAUCACUCUCCUGCAGGCAUGGACUGAAUAAUGAAAAAUCUAAACGGGCAGCUGUGUCGGGGAACGUAUCCUGGAAUGAAAUGCAUAAAAUUCAAACUCACUGACAAGUUGAUGCAUGUUCGCAACAGUUCUGCUUUGGGUUGUUAUCAUAAGCAAGUCUUUUUUCACUGUAUUAUUCUCAGCAAAAAUCAAACAUUAAGAAAACCUGCGGCAAAAGAUCAAGUUAUCACUGAGACACAAUAAUUUUAAACUCGACUAAUUUUACUCAUUAUUGUGGGAGGUAACUCUUUAGUCAUCGUCAUAUUUCUGUUUUAAUGUUUACAGACUAAGAUGCACUACCAACCUGCAGAGAGACUUGGUAAAGGUGAAAUGCUCAUAAAACAACAGCUGGAAAUCUUUAAUGUUGCUGUUUGGAAACGUGGUGUAAUAAUCAAGGACUGCAGCCAUUGUAUUUGCAUCAUAACUUCCAAACAGUGUAUGUUUUACUUUAUUCUGUACUACCUGUAACUGCAGCGUGUAUCACUUUAUAGCUAAUAUUCACCAUUCUCACAGGAGACGCAGCAUCGAUUAACAACAGACACAAAACAACCACAUUGAGACAGAGAAACAAGCAAAGGGACACAGAAAAUAAUGUGAAUGUGACAAAACUAAAUAUGGGAAAUGGCAAAGCAGACGCAGAUCAUGUUUUGUGUGAGUUGUGGUUUUGUGUGUGUGUGUGUGUGUGUGUGUGUGUUGUUGUUUUUUUUUAUCUAAGCCCAGCGCUCAGUUUUAUUUGUGAUCAAUUCAUGAUUUCAAGGUCAGUAUUUUCAUGUAAUCUAAUUUCUGCUAAGGGACAACAUAAAUAGGGAAUAUGUAAAUAAUGAAAGCUGUACAGUAUUUAUUGACUCACUUUGCCUUUUGGGUUUCUUAGAAGACCUUGUUAACAGAAAAGUUGUCAGACUGUUAUGAGUCCACAGCCUGAAUUCCGUAAAGGUUGGGACGAUAUGUGAACUGGAAAUGAACGACGCACCUCUAUCCUUCUUUUGUAAGAAUGUUACCAAACAGCCGAGACACGGGGAACUCAAACUAAAUUCCAAAAAAUAACAAAUGACUGGUUCAGGAGGAGGAAGGUAGUUUUGACUCGUUUGGGCUCUGGAUUCAGUUGGUGUAAAAAUGUUUCUCCUGUUUUAUUGUGUUGUUGGAUUUGUUGCUCCACCCCAACUUAUUUUUUUCUUUUUUAGAUAAAGUCAAAGAAAGAGGUGAAAACUUUCAUGAGAUGGGCAAUUGUCAAACUCUAAACCAGGGGUGUCAAACAUCAGGCCUGUGUAUUUUGUGCUCUACUAUGAAUAAAUCAUGUGU
Molecule: messenger RNA, 3830 nt
Organism: Salarias fasciatus (jewelled blenny)
Lineage: Eukaryota; Metazoa; Chordata; Actinopteri; Blenniiformes; Blenniidae
Gene: fam234b
Product: family with sequence similarity 234 member B
Exons: 13
Coding region: 83-2143 (686 amino acids)
Source: RefSeq, a predicted model, not a curated record